Jatropha curcas is the source of this 1322-nucleotide messenger RNA. RefSeq names its product MAK16 protein-like protein. Gene Ontology annotation, biological process: maturation of LSU-rRNA; maturation of 5.8S rRNA. Gene Ontology annotation, cellular component: preribosome, large subunit precursor; nucleolus. NCBI's taxonomy places the organism in Eukaryota, Viridiplantae, Streptophyta, Magnoliopsida, Malpighiales, Euphorbiaceae. The record is from RefSeq and is a predicted model, not a curated record.
AGAUUUGGGGUUUUAGGGCAAAAACCCUAAGCCAACAGCUAAAUCCCAUCCGGAGAGGCAGGCAGUGGAGCUUUACAAUCAGUCCUAUACUUCGCCAUUUUUUGGGUCGAAGUUAAAAAUCCCUAAACUAGAAAACCACACAAAUUUCAAUUUAUUCCUAAACUUGAAUUAGUGAAUAGUUUAGUCACCUAAGUAAAAGAUGCAGCACGAUGAGGUCAUAUGGCAGGUUAUCAGGCACAACCACUGCAGUUUCAUGGCAAAAAUCACGACUGGGAAUUUCUGUAGAAACCCAUACAACGCCACGGGGAUUUGCAAUCGAAGCUCUUGCCCUCUUGCUAAUAGUCGAUAUGCUACCAUUCGUGAUCAUGAUGGCGUUUUCUAUCUGUAUAUAAAGACUAUAGAAAGGGCUCAUAAGCCAAAUCAAUUGUGGGAAAGAGUUAAGCUUCCAAGAAAUUAUGAAAAGGCUCUUGAGAUUAUUGACAAACAUCUGAUGUAUUGGCCUAAGUUGCUGAUACAUAAAAUAAAGCAACGGUUGACUAAAAUGACUCAGAUGCGUAUUCGAAUGAGGAAGCUUGCUUUGAAGACAAGGGAAAAGAUAGUUACAGUACCAAGGAAGCAGGUAAAAAGAGAGAGCAGAAGAGAGGAAAAAGCUGAAAAAGCGGCCUUGUUGGAUAAGAGUAUUGAAAAGGAAUUGCUAGAACGCCUUAAGAAAGGAGUUUAUAAUGAAAUAUACAAUUACCCUGCUGAUAAAUACAAUGAACUACUUGAUAAGGAUGAACUACACCAUGAUGUUGAAGAAGAGGAAGAAGAGAUGGAGGAACCUGAGGUAGAAUAUGUUGAGGGCUAUGAAGAUCUUGAAGAGGAAGAUGAUAUAGAAGAUUUUGGCAGCAUUGGAAUCAAGGACUUCCAUGCAUUUGAUGAUGAUGUUGAGGAUGACAAUGAUGCUCAAGAGACAGAAAAAGUUGAUCGCAAGAAAUGGAGAAAAGAAUCUGAGUUGGCUUCAAGAAAGCUCGAGAAAGACGAAUCUGGUGCUAAAUUGAAGAAGAAAGCAAGGGUACUUGUUGAGGUUGAGAAUGAAGGUGGUUCUGAAAGACAAAAAGCAGUCCAUUGAGUGCUAAUGUUAGUCUCAUGAUUGUAGAUUAUGCUGAAAAGAGUACUCAGCGAAGAUUAAGUUGCUCAAAGCAAUGCAAAAUUUGGAAUGUGUCUAAACAUACACUCAAGUCCUCCCAUCUUUCUUAUUUCUUCACACCAUUUCUUUACCCAGAAUAUUUAUGUUGGAUCAAUUUUGAUUAAUUUGACUUCAGCUUUCUUGCAUUUUUUCA